Messenger RNA from Aedes albopictus (Asian tiger mosquito), 2008 nucleotides. RefSeq names its product mitochondrial basic amino acids transporter. Gene Ontology annotation, cellular component: mitochondrion. Lineage: Eukaryota; Metazoa; Arthropoda; Insecta; Diptera; Culicidae. Gene Ontology annotation, biological process: mitochondrial L-ornithine transmembrane transport. The record is from RefSeq and is a predicted model, not a curated record. Bases 778 to 1920 code for a protein of 380 amino acids. Gene Ontology annotation, molecular function: high-affinity L-arginine transmembrane transporter activity. The transcript has 3 exons.
GAGCAGGAUCUGCCAAGUCGGCCACAGUCUGGAAGUUUACGUCGUGUCGCGCGGUCGAUCAUUUCCAUUGGAACGGAUAGUACGCGGUAUUAGUCCAAGACUCAACAGGAACUAGCAAUCGAAUCAAGAGUUUAUCGCCAGAUCGAACGGAGCUCAUUGACGUACCGACUCGUGCAAAAGUCAAUGAGUCAAGGAGCACCAGUGCACCCGAGAAUCGCUUCCCAGGAGUUCAUUCUUCGGUGUGAUAGUGUUGUCGGAAGAAAGUGUGACAGCUAGAUAGCUGUAGUGAAGUGUAUCGUGCCUGAAAAAGCAAACCGAAAGCCAAGGUGAGCCCGAGGCGAACACGCAAAGCGAGGAACUUGAAAGCAACCAGAAAUGAUCUUAUUGAGCACUAGACACAAACUCAAACCAGUAAUAGACAGUUCUUGACGAUUGGGCUCAAGAAAAGAUCAUUUCCGGAGUACGCAGCAGUAGAACCAACGUACGGAGAUCGCCAACCACCAUCCUGGGCAGAUCGUAAGGACAACCAAGUUUGUCAAUCAACCGGUGGUCAGACACUCGGAGCUGUGGACCAUCAAGCUUCGAACCACCACCCCAAUUUUCAUCUUUGUGAUCGUUUACCCGAUCGGAAACGUUCAUUUUCGAACUUUUCCGCUGCUAACGACGUCAACGUGCCCCCCUGUCAGAGGCUAUCAGAGUACUCCGCAGUACACGCACGCAUUACUUAUCAAGUCUUUAACCACCGAAGCAAUAAAUUAGUACCACCAACCGACUAAAAUGGCACUCGACUUUGCUGCGGGAUGUCUUGGAGGAUGUGCCGGCGUCAUUGUUGGCUACCCUUUCGAUACGGUCAAAGUCCACCUGCAAACCCAGGACUACCGGAAUCCACUGUACAAGGGGACGCUCGAUUGUUUCCGCAAAAUCAUCGCCAAAGAGAGUGUUCGUGGGCUCUACCGUGGAAUGUCCAGCCCGAUGGCAGGUGUAGCUGCAGUCAAUGCUAUCGUGUUUGGAGUUUACGGAAAUGUCCAACGGCGAACUGCGAAUCCCGAUUCGCUGUACUCGCACUUUUUGGCCGGAAAUGCAGCGGGAUUUGCCCAGAGCUUCAUUUGCUCUCCGAUGGAGUUGAUCAAGACAAGACUACAGUUGCAGGAGAAUCUACCGAAGGGAGCUUUCAAGUAUAAAGGGCCGAUGGAUUGUUCACGCCACAUUUGGCGAACCGAGGGAUACCGUGGACUGUUUCGUGGAUUAGGAAUCACAGCAGCUCGCGAUAUGCCCGGAUUCUCCAGCUACUUUGUGGCCUAUGAACUGAUGGUGCGUUCGGUAGCGAAUCCAUCGCCUUUCGUCAUCUUGAUGGCCGGUGGGCUAGCCGGAACCAUAUCUUGGCUAUUCACGUUUCCCAUAGAUGUAGUGAAGUCAAGACUGCAAGCGGACGGCAUGUCCGGUAAACCACAGUACAAAGGAAUCGUAGACUGCCUGCGGAAAAGUCACGCUGAAGAGGGUCUCGCAUUUAUAUCCCGAGGACUCGCAUCAACUUUGCUGCGAGCGUUUCCAAUGAAUGCCGUUUGCUUCCUAGUUGUGUCGUACGUGUUAAAAAUGUUUGACGAACCCAGCUUAAGCGUGGAACUGAAUCCGAGAGAACCCCUGCUAAUGGUACAACAACCUGCUGGAGCAGUCAAAGUGACGCUGAACAAACGACAUCACGAACAACAUGAUCACCACAUUCUGAACAUCAAACAAAACACCUUCCGGUUUCUGAGCUUCCUUGGGGCGUUUAGUGAAGCGGUUUGCUGCGCGGAAAUGGAUGAACUGGCACAUGAUUUACACCUCAACGAAGAUGGUGGUUAUUACUACGCUAAACUUAACGAAUACCUGCAAAGUUCCAACCAAGAGUACUGUAAAAGAUUUCCAUUCCUAGAUUAGUAUGUAGUGCCUUUGUCGUUAUGUAUUAGAAGAAAAACCUCAGUGUCUUUAAUGUAUUGUUGAUCGAAAAUAAACUUCUAUUAAAUUA